Amaranthus tricolor (Joseph's coat) is the source of this 1697-nucleotide messenger RNA. RefSeq lists its product as uncharacterized. The record is from RefSeq and is a predicted model, not a curated record. The transcript has 3 exons. Bases 103 to 1347 code for a protein of 414 amino acids. Lineage: Eukaryota; Viridiplantae; Streptophyta; Magnoliopsida; Caryophyllales; Amaranthaceae.
CCCCUUUCUUCCUUUCUUUAAUGGAGAAUUAGUGUAAAUUGAAAUUUGAAGAAUAAAGUAAAACAAUCUUACGUCUCAAUAUCCUCCAACCUUAACUUUGAAAUGGAACCCGUAGCUUCGAUUGUCGAUAAAUUGAAUUCCUUUGUUAAAUCCGGUGAAGAUUUCUUUGCUCGUCGCCGGCAGAAAAUGUCUCGUCAAAAUCCGAUUGAAAUCAUGAAGCGUUUGCAUCGUGAAGCCUUUGCUGACUUGAUGAAGCUUAGAGAUAGACAAGACAAAGUAGAGAAAAUGCUUACAUAUAUGAGUGUCAAAGGAAGUCCAUUUCAAAAAGAUGGUACUUUGGUUAGGGGUGAAGUUGAUGUGACAGGAGCUCUUAGUUUAAAAGAUUAUUUGGAUCAAGAUAACGUUGAUGCAAUGAAAAGGGCUGGAAUGAGGACAGGAAUCAAUGCAAAGAUCAUAUUUGAGACCAUAGUUCGUGAGAAAAAUAUUAUUGAGGCAGAGUUCAUAGCUAAUCCGAGCAACAACAUAGAUUCUAGCAACAUUCCAGGGAGUGCUCUAUCUCUUGCUAAACUAAGUUACAGAGGAAACGUAACUGAUUGGUGCUCGAUGGUUGCAAUUCCCAUGGGGGCUAAAUGUAAAGACUUGUCAAGUGCAAUUGAUCCUUCUUUUGAGGAGAAAGGACUUACUGGUUACUCCUCUUUUGGACCGCCCCUGUUGCAUCAAGAUCUAGGAAGUGCAAUUGGUGUUAUGGUAAAGAAAUCAAACGUUGUUGCUUCAUUGGGUCAGUUUGUUGUUGAUCUACCUGGUCCUUUCGGACAUUGCUUCAGCACCUUUGGUCAGAUCAUCUGUCAGCUUCCAAGGAGUACAAAGCUCUCCAUCUUUGGUCUUCACCAAGGCAUUAAACCAAGACAACAGGCAAGCUUUGGAGCCUUGGCAACUUCUCUUGGCUUUUGGCGGUGCCUGAAAUGCUCUGAGGAAUCAACAGGAACUUCCUUGAUGUUGAACACAAAUCUUGAGGGUAUUGUGCCUGCAGGUUCAGUUGCUGUGAUGCUUGAAUCUGAGCUUGAUGAAAGCACUAAAAUUCGAGGAUGGUUGCAAAUGAGGAACGACAGUCCGAAACAUUCUCAGUGGUCGGUUGGCAUGUCUGAUCUUCCUGAAGAUGGAGUCGGAUGGGGUUUAAAUUUAAGCGGGACAAAUCAACAUACUAAAAGUUGGGAUCAUUUUCAGAUCGAGACGUUUCUGAAAUUCAAUUUGGGCAAUAGAUUUUCUGUGCUACCCUCUUUCAUUUACGUGAUGGAUUGCAAUCACCAAAUUCCCGCCCUGAUGCUUCGUUCAACUUGGUCUAUUUGAUAAUUUUUCAUGUUUUAUCAAAGAUCAUCAGAGGAUAUUCUUUGCUCAAUUUGAAUGUUGAUCUUCCAUUAAGGAUCAUUAGUUAGGCUUUAAUCAUAGCAAAAAAACAAGGUCAUGUCACCAUGACGGUAUUAGUAUAGUGCAUUUGUCAUUUCUAUUCUAGUCAAUAGAAAGGUAUCCAUAGGGCUCCCAUGGACGAUUAUGUCUGUUUGAUGUAUCAAUUAGUAUGUAAUUUUUUUUAAAAUUUUCCAAUUUAGAGACAUUUUGAGGGAUGUAUUUGUAAUUUGAUGCUUGUGCUGAACGAUAAGAGCUAAAUACGUGGAAACCAAAUAAUUUUUUUUAUGCAAAAA